UAUUGAAGGCUUUGGAAUUCAGUCUGACCACUCGUUACGUUCAGAAUGGGCGGGUUAACCGUUAAUGUGAAGCAGGGGUGGCUUCGCGGUACUAGGGAGAAAAGCUCUGUAGGAGGAUCUUACAUAUCUUUCAAUGGGAUUCCCUUUGCAGCACCUCCCGUAGGAAAUUUAAGAUUCGCGGAUCCUAGACCUCCACUACCAUGGACCGGCGUGCGAGAUGCUUCAAAAGAAGGGCCGAAGUGCAUCCAAUUCGAUUUAAUGACGUCGGCAAUAGUCGGUGAAGAAGACUGCCUAUACCUGAACGUAGCGACAACAUCGUUGCAAGGAUCGCGACCGGUGAUGGUUUGGAUUCACGGAGGAGCUUUCAUCUUGGGUGACGGGAGCUCGGCCAUGUACAGCCCUGACUACCUGAUGAAGACCGACAUUGUCUUUGUUUCGAUACAAUAUAGACUCGGCGUUUUAGGGUUUCUGCAACUCGAUCAUGAGGUGAUGCCGGGAAAUGCGGGUCUAAAGGAUCAAGUAGCAGCUUUGAAAUGGGUGAAGGAGAACAUCUCUCAGUUUGGCGGUGACUCUAACAACAUAACCAUCUUCGGUGAAAGUGCCGGUAGUGCAUCAGUACAUUACCAUCUUGUGUCCCCACUUUCCAAAGGUCUUUUUCACAAGGCCAUCAUGCAGAGUGGUGUAAUAUUGAAUCCCUGGGUAAUUACUCCUCCGUCAGUCGACUCAGCUCAUCGUCUCGCUGCACUACUUGGAAAGGAAACCACUGAUGUUCACGAGAUCGUCGAGCAUCUGCGCACGAUUCCAGCUCUUCAGCUUAUACAAGCCGAGCUGCAAGUUCCGACUCCAGAGGAUAAAAUCCGCUUCUUAUUCCCAUUUCGGCCGAGUAUUGAUGACAAAAGUGAACAACCAUUCCUACCGAAAAACGCGAAAGAACUUGCUGCGAAGGGUAUCGACGUACCGGUGAUAAUCGGAUACAACAGUCACGAGGGAUUGUUUUUCUUGAUGGGACUUGUGGACGAGACACUUGAAACAGUGGAUAAAAACUUCGAGGUUGUAGUGACUGAAAAUUUGAUCGCUGAAAAUCCAUCAAAAAUAUCCGAGGUAGCAAGUGAAAUAAGAAAUUUUUACUUCAAAGAUAAAUCAGUCACUCGAGAGACAUUGGAUGACUACGUCCAAUGUUAUGGUGAUUUAUACUUCGUUAAUGGAGUCCUAAAGACAGUUGAAUAUCAGCAGAAGAAACCAAAGACACCGACCUACUUGUACAAAUUUACUCGCGAAAAUCCUCAAUCCAUGGGCAAACUUCUCUUCAAGGUGCCGCUAAAAGGCGCUGCACACGCUGACGAACUCCCUUAUCUCUUCCAUGCGAAGCUGCACGCCGAUCUGUUCAAAUUCGAACCAAAUUCUAUCGAGCAAAAGUUAUCCGAUGCAAUGGUCAAAAUGUGGACGGAUUUCGCAAAAACUGGAAAUCCAACACCUCAGACUGACAAUGAUUUGAUACCAGUAAAAUGGAGCCCAGUAACACGAACAAGUAAGAAUUACCUAGAAAUUGGCGACGAGCUUUCUGCCCGAGCAAAUCCUGACGAAGAGGUAUCUCAGCUGUUCAACCGUAUCUCUGAUAUCGUUAAGAGUCAAUAGAACGUCGCUAUGAGGAAUACUUCUCAUGUGACCAGUGGGUGGAACGAAUUAUCAUCUUCUAGGACUCCGCUUGAACUUCAUCAUAUCUUGUCAUGAAGCAUAAACGCUGUUGUACUUAUUUCAGGACUAAACGAUUUUGAUGAGACUUUGACUUAAAUAUAACCCUGUCUAGAUACA
Molecule: messenger RNA, 1812 nt
Organism: Neodiprion virginianus
Lineage: Eukaryota; Metazoa; Arthropoda; Insecta; Hymenoptera; Diprionidae
Product: juvenile hormone esterase-like
Exons: 8
Coding region: 46-1635 (529 amino acids)
Molecular function (GO): hydrolase activity
Source: RefSeq, a predicted model, not a curated record